AUGGAAUCGCCUUCACGCGUCGACCCACUAAUCCUCGGAACGCUGCUUGAGGCACGUUUGGAACAGGCUAGUCUCCUGAAGAAGGUUGUCGACGCUGUCAAGGACCUUGUCCAAGAUUGCAACUUCGACUGCAAUGACUCCGGUAUCGCCCUCCAGGCCAUGGAUAACUCCCACGUUGCUCUGGUUUCCAUGCUCCUCCGUGCAGAGGGCUUCUCCCCAUACCGCUGUGACCGCAACCUUGCUCUCGGCAUCAACUUGAACUCUCUGACCAAGGUUCUCCGCGCCGCACAGAACGAAGAUAUUCUGACUCUGAAGGCGGAUGACUCUCCCGACGCUGUGAACCUGGUCUUCGAGAGCCCAGAUACCGACCGCCUCAGUGAAUAUGAUAUCAAGCUCAUGGAUAUCGACCAGGAGCACCUGGCCAUUCCCGAGACUGAGUACCACGCUACUAUCGAGAUGCCCUCUAUGGAAUUCCAGCGUAUCUGCCGAGACCUCAAUGCUCUUUCUGAAUCCGUUGUUAUUGAGGCCAGCAAGGAGGGUGUCAAGUUCUCCUGCUCCGGUGACAUUGGUAACGGCUCCGUUACCGUCCGCCAGCAUACCAACGUCGACAAGCCUGAUCAGAACGUCACCAUUGCUCUGUCUGAACCCGUCGUUCUGACAUUCUCUCUCAAAUACCUCGUCAACUUCUGCAAGGCCUCCAACCUUUCCAGCAAGGUAACACUGCACCUGUCUGAUGAGGUGCCUCUCCUUGUUGAGUACGGUCUGGGAAGCGGCCACUUGCGGUUCUACCUGGCCCCUAAGAUCGGUGACGAGGAGUAA
This is a messenger RNA of Penicillium taxi, 819 nucleotides long. Its product is annotated as proliferating cell nuclear antigen. Gene Ontology annotation, biological process: leading strand elongation; mismatch repair; translesion synthesis. The transcript is spliced from 4 exons. Bases 1 to 819 code for a protein of 272 amino acids. NCBI's taxonomy places the organism in Eukaryota, Fungi, Ascomycota, Eurotiomycetes, Eurotiales, Aspergillaceae. Gene Ontology annotation, cellular component: PCNA complex. The record is from RefSeq and is a predicted model, not a curated record. Gene Ontology annotation, molecular function: DNA polymerase processivity factor activity; DNA binding.